Exophiala viscosa is the source of this 3614-nucleotide messenger RNA. RefSeq lists its product as uncharacterized. Gene Ontology annotation, biological process: proteolysis; protein desumoylation. The transcript is spliced from 2 exons. The record is from RefSeq and is a predicted model, not a curated record. Gene Ontology annotation, cellular component: cytoplasm; nucleus. Gene Ontology annotation, molecular function: SUMO-specific endopeptidase activity. The coding region runs from base 165 to 3479 and encodes 1104 amino acids. Lineage: Eukaryota; Fungi; Ascomycota; Eurotiomycetes; Chaetothyriales; Herpotrichiellaceae.
GUCGUGAUUCCGGAUCCGAUGACGCUAAACAGGAAGCCUUUCGUAAGUCAUGUCACGUUGCCUGUUCUCUUCUCUGACCUUUCCCUUAGUUGACUAGGAAUAAUGGCUUGAGGCCAGUAGACACCCUAAGCGCACCGCCGCCAGGUUCGAGAACGCAAUACCUCAUGCAAAGAACCAACACAUCCCGCCCUCAAUCAAGGGAGCACACCUCAUCCGCCCGGGUCGGAGUUCGUGCGAACGAUCACGCACAUCCACUCAAGCGACGAAAGGUACAUGAUCCUCGAGAGGAAGGGCAUAGCACUACAACCGCCAUUCCCUUAGACGACAGCCAAAUCACCGAAGACUCACCCGAUGAACUCCAGCUCAGCCCGGACGUGAAGAGUGGUCAAAGUUCUGGUAUCCUUCGGAGGCGUGACGAGUCCCAGCGCGGGAAAAUGGGCUCUCAUAAGACUCCAGCUGAGCAAGCGCACGAGACUCAGCGAGCAUCAAGCGAAUUGGAGCGAGCGUCUCCGAAAGACGAAAGUCAAUUCACCAAGAUGUCGGCAAAGCAACGAAGGGAGGAAAAGGAUGGAAUCUUGCGGAGCUCGUCUCCAACUCCUCUUGGACAGAAAACCCCAGCCGUUGCUAAGUCCCCGUAUUUUAGCAAGCCAGGAGCCUUGGCAGCAGCUCGGCGCAAGGGGCAGAUACCCAACCACACAAGGGUGUUGCAGCAGGAAAGCCCCGAUGCACUGCAGGACGAUGACGCACAGUUUGGUCGUACGCCCCCCGCGAAUGGUCCGACAAAUUCUUACUCGAGUAUGGGCGCGAAGGAACGAAUUGCCCCCCUUAUAGCUGGAAAAAAACGCGAUUCUGUUGCUGCCAGGCCCGAAAACACACGCACAAGCGGACAGCCUGAAGUCAACUCAUGGAACUUACGCGAGAUCAUUGGCGCCGACCUUCCUGUCCAUCCGAUUUACGUUGUGCAGGUUGACGAGAAUCACAAAAUGAUGCUGAUCAAUACCAACAUGGAACAACUGGGAAACGAGCCUCUCUUUCGGCAGUCGCUGGAGAAGCUGAUUGGCAUCCGGUAUGCGAGCAAGUGCAACAUAGUCAGACUCGAAUUCUCGCGCAGCAGCGACCACCUCGAAGCGAAAUCUUAUCUUAGGUUCGAGUCGGAGAAACCAGCGUGGGACUUUGUGACUUUGCUGCUAGGCCUGCUCACACACCUACGUCUUCCGCCUACAGACACUGAAUGGCUGGAAGACGCUUUGGCAAAGGCGAAAGAGAACCCGCCCCGCAUUACUCGUAGAGGAGACAUGUCCCUACCAUCGCAUGCCAGCAAGGAGCAGCCUACGAAGACAUCCACAGCCGUGAAGUCCCUGAAAGCACACACUGGUGAAAAGCUCGGUCGUCUCAUUGACCGACUCGACGCGCGUCGCUCAACUCCCCUACAACGUACCGUCAUCACAGGACAUGAGCGCUCGGGGCUUGAGGAAUCUAAAGAUCAACACACCGGCUCUGUCGACCAAGGCUCGUCGCAGGAUAUAUCAAUGAAAAGAAAGCAGACCGAAGUAUCACUCCCCACACGGCGGGUCACACGAUCACGAGACCACAACGAGGCGCUUACGAGUGAGCAUAUCUUGACUGAAAGUCGGCCCAAGCCAAAACUAUCAGAAAGAGAAGUACUCGGAGAUCCCUGGAAGAAUGAUCUGGCAUACCCUGUUUCCGACAAGAAGGUUGCCAUCGUACCAUUCGAAGACCUCAGAAGACUCAACGAUGACGAAUAUCUCAACGACAAUCUCAUUUCUUUCUUUGUGCAAUACUUGGAAGCGUACCUCGAGAAGACAAAUGUGGCCGCAUGGAGAAGAAUCUAUUUCUUCAACAGCUACUUUUUUGACACUUUAACCAGGACACCAAAGGGCAAGAAAGGCAUUAACUAUCAAGGCGUCAGUAAGUGGACGAAGAACCUCAACCUCUUUAAGCGCGACUUUGUGGUGGUCCCUGUGAACGAAAACUUUCAUUGGUAUCUCGCCAUCAUUUGCAACCUGCAAUAUUUCAUACCAGAAGCCGAAAGAGAAGCUGCAGGGCAGGUCGACGAAGAUGAUACACCGGCUGACCAGCCUGGCGAGCAGCCAAAAUCACAUACGGAAGAGACGCAGAAAUCUUUGGCUGAACUCUCUAUCAGUGACAGUGAGACUGGUCAGCAAAACAAAGCACAAUCGAAAAAGGGUCGUGGUCGACGUAAGUCUGGCCCAUUACGGAAAUACGACAUCAAUAAGCCUGUCAUCAUCACUCUGGAUUCUCUUGGUACCCCACGUUCUGCUACGUGCUCGAUUCUCAAACAGUAUAUCGCCGCUGAAGCUGAAAACAAAUUGGGACUGGUCAUUGAUACCGGCCACAUUCAGGGUAUGACUGCCAAACAGAUUCCCACCCAGAGCAAUUUCAGUGACUGCGGGCUGUAUUUGUGCAUGUACCUGGAGCAAUUUGUCGCAGACCCCGACGGAUUUGUGUACCGCAUUCUUCGGCGGGUGGAAAGCGCCCAGCAGUGGCCUGAAAAGAUCUACAGUCACGAGCUAAGAUCGAGGCUGCGCGAUCUGCUGCUCGAACUACAUCGACGACAGGAAAAUGAGGAAUCGAGAAUGGAUGUCCCUGGGGUUAGCGGCAUCAUGAUCCAGAAGAAGCUACGACCUCCUGAGGAGGCAGUUUCCGGCAUACAACCGACCAGAGAAGAAAUUGGCGCGGCAAGAUCGAGAUACCAUACCGUGGUGGACGAUUCCAAUGCCUCGCCUCCAGUGAAUAUCAAGCAUUCCGAGGACGCAGCCAAGCGAACAGGCGAGCCUUCCGAGAAGUGUCUUGUUGCUGAUGAAGACCAUUCGGACGUACAGGCCCAGAAUCAGAGACUCGAAGUCCCUGACGCGACAUCGGAAGCUCGCCCGAGAAAGCGCCCAGAGAAUGGACGAGAUGUUAAAGAGGAAGGUUUCACGCACUCAACACCUGCGCAGUGUGCGGCCCAACUCCGAGAACAAACUCAUGAACGUGAGUCGAGGAAGAAGAUGAGAAUCGAUCACAACGAUGACGCGAGGAGGAGGGCUCGGUCAGUCAGUGCAUCGACAGACUUUCUCACUGGGACCGAGAGCUAUAUUGCCUCAGGUACACCCCCCUUCCUCCCUGAUGGCCAUGCUGGUAGAAGAGAAGAAAGUCCUGAAGUCGUUCAUGUGAGAAGAGUCUCGGCGUUCGAAGCUACGCACGGACGACGUAAACGGAAAAGACAGUCUGAGGAGCCCCACAACGAGGUCGAGCAAGCGAAACCUGGAUCCGACACCAGAACAGAGAUCCCGGAGACACAAGAAAGUAGCGGCAUGGUGGAGCAAACGGAGCUGCCAAUCAAGAAGAAGGAGAUCUUGGUGUUUCAGACAUUCGAAGACGAAGAUGCCGCAGGGCUCGCAGGCGACGGAAUUGACACACUGAAUGCAGAUGGAGAAGAGGAAAUGCUUGUAUGAUGAAUGGGUGGAAGGCAAGCUUUGCUUUAGCAGCAUUUGGCCGUUAAUGCCUCUUCAUAUUGGGAAACUAAUGAAUGAGUCUUUUCUUGUGGUCAUUGAAAAAGGCUAGUGCCUUACUUCACACAGGGAACAGUG